ACGAGCCCACAUCCUCCUGUUGGCAGAGCUCGCUCUCUCGCUGCUGCUCGCCGGAAUCCAUGGCGAUCGAUCGUGAUCCUUUCUGUUCUCUGGUGUUUCUCGCAUUCUUAGCGGUAUCGUUUUCGGUGGGGGAUUCGGAGUACAUUGCUUACAAUACUACGCCGAGCAUCAUCCCAGACAAGCUCAAUGUCCACAUCGUCGCGCAUACCCACGACGACGUUGGGUGGCUCAAGACCGUCGACCAGUACUACGUGGGCUCCAACAAUUCCAUCCAGGGAGCAUGUGUUCAGAACGUUCUUGAUUCGAUCAUUCCUGCACUGUUGGCGGACGAGAAUCGCAGGUUCAUCUAUGUGGAACAAGCGUUCUUUCAGCGAUGGUGGAGGCAGCAGAGUGAUGCGAUUAAGAAGACAGUGAAGGAGCUCCUCAGCUCUGGCCAAUUGGAACUCAUAAAUGGAGGCAUGUGCAUGCACGAUGAAGCUACAGUUCACUAUAUUGAUAUGAUCGAUCAGACAACCCUUGGGCACCGAUAUAUCAAGCAAGAAUUUGGGAUCAUACCAAGGAUUGGUUGGCAGAUAGAUCCUUUUGGACAUUCAGCAGUGCAAGCUUACUUACUUUCUGCUGAGGUUGGAUUUGAUGCUCUUUACUUUUUUCGGAUGGACUACCAAGACAAGGAAAAGAGGAAAGAGUUAAAGAGGCUUGAGGUUGUGUGGCGGGGUUCUAAGUCGCUUGGCUCAACUACAGAAAUAUUCGCUGGUAUAUUUCCAAAGAACUAUGAACCUCCCCCUGGUGGUUUUUACUUUGAAGUGAAUGAUGAUUCUCCUGUUGUUCAGGAUGAUCCUCUUUUGUUUGAUUACAAUGUUCAAGAGCGUGUGAAUGAUUUUGUGGCUGCAGCUAUAUCACAGGCAAAUAUUACCAGGACAAAUCAUAUAAUGUUUACAAUGGGGACAGAUUUCAAGUAUCAAUAUGCAAAUUCAUGGUUUAGGCAGCUGGAUAAAUUCAUUCAUUAUGUCAACAAAGAUGGGCGGGUCAAUGCCUUGUAUUCUACACCUUCCAUCUAUACUGAUGCAAAGUACGCAUCUAAGGAAUCCUGGCCUUUGAAGACUGAUGACUUCUUUCCUUAUGCAGAUAAUCCAAAUGCAUACUGGACUGGUUACUUCACAAGUAGGCCAGCCUUAAAAGGUUAUGUGAGACUGAUGAGUGGCUAUUAUCUGGCUGCCAGGCAAUUAGAAUUUCUCAAAGGACGAAAUAGUUUUGGCCAUACAACGGACAGUCUGGCUGAUGCUUUAGCUAUUGCUCAACAUCAUGAUGCUGUCACUGGAACAGAAAAGCAACACGUAGCAAAUGAUUAUGCCAAACGACUAUCAAUAGGCUAUUCACAGGCGGAGAAGCUAGUUGGAACUUCUCUUGCUUGCUUAACAGAGUUGAACUCAACUUCAGAUUGCGACAACAUUACAACAAAAUUUGAACAGUGUCCUCUUUUGAACAUAACCUAUUGCCCUCCAUCCGAAGUGGAUUUGUCUCAUGGAAAAACAUUGAUUAUUCUUGUCUACAAUUCUCUUGGUUGGAAACGGGCCGACGUUAUCCGUAUACCUGUUAUCAGUGAAUCUGCUGUUUAUGAUUCUAAGGGAAAUGAGAUUGAAUCACAGCUUUUGCCAAUAUCAGAUGCUUCAGUUAACUUCAGAAAUAACCAUGUUAAGGCAUAUACAGGCUUUUCUCCUAGUACCACACCCAAAUUUUGGCUUGCCUUUCCAGUUUCUGUACAGCCACUUGGCUUCAAUACGUAUUUUGUAAAAAGUGCAAUUGGGAAAGGGUCAGUUUCUGUAACAUCGACCUUUUAUUCAUCACAACAAAGUACAAAUGGAAAUAUUGAAGUUGGGCAAGGAAAUCUAAAGCUUCUAUAUAAUGUGGAUGAUGGAACUCUGACUCAUAUUUUGAAUACACGAAGUCUGGUAAAAACUACUAUGGAACUUUCAUACAGUUACUAUGCUGGAGACAGUGGACGUGGUAGCGACCCUCAGGCAUCUGGAGCAUACAUAUUUCGGCCAAAUGGUACAUUUCCUAUAGCACCGAAAGAGGAGGCACCAGUGACAAUUGUACAAGGACCCAUAUUAGAUGAAAUACAUCAGCAGAUAAGUCCAUGGAUAUAUCAGAUUUCCCGGGUUUACAAGGGAAAGGAGCAUAUAGAAGUCGAGUUUACUGUUGGGCCAAUACCAGUGGAUGAUGAAAUUGGAAAGGAAAUAGUGACCAAAAUUACAACAGGCAUGCUGACAAACAAAACUUUCUACACAGAUUCUAAUGGAAGAGAUUUUCUGAGAAGGGUCCGAGAUUACAGAUCAGACUGGGACAUUCAAGUCAACCAACCUGUCGCUGGAAAUUACUAUCCUAUCAAUUUGGGAAUUUACAUUCAAGAUAAUAAUACAGAACUUUCUGUUCUGGUAGACCGUGCUGUUGGUGGUUCUAGCAUUGUGGAUGGACAAAUUGAGCUGAUGCUUCAUAGGAGGCUGCUACAUGAUGAUGGUCGUGGUGUAGGAGAGGCACUUAAUGAAACAGUUUGUGUUGAUGAUGAAUGUGAAGGACUAACUGUUCGAGGUAAAUUCUACAUAAGAAUUGAUCCUCUUGGAGAAGGAUCUAAAUGGCGCAGGAGCUUUGGCCAGGAGAUAUAUUCUCCACUCCUCCUAGCAUUCUCAGAACAGGAUGGUGGUAACUGGACAAGCUCACAUAUUACAGAAUUCUCAGCAUUUGACCCCUCCUACAGUUUACCAGAUAAUGUUGCUCUCGUAACUCUCCAGGCACUUGAAGAUGGAAAUGUUCUCCUCCGUUUGGCACACCUUUAUGAGGUCAGAGAAGACAAGGACCUCUCAUCUAUUGCCUAUGUGAAGCUUACGAAGAUGUUCCCUGGGAAAAAGAUCACCAACAUAAUAGAGACAAACUUGUCUGCUAAUCAAGAGAGGUCUGAGAUGGAGAAGAAAAGACUGAAGUGGCCAGUUGAGGGUUCUACUAGAGCUGAAGCCAUCGUCAGGGGAGGACCUGUUGAUGCUUCCAAACUGGUCGUGGAGCUUGCUCCUAUGGAGAUUCGCACUUUUUUGAUAAAAUUUGAUUACAUUACCUUUGGCAAAAUAGGGGAUCGCUGAAAAUGUUUAACUCAUACCUAGUUCCACUUGUUAUGUGAAUGUUUCUUUCUAAUAAUGGUGGAAAAAAACUUCCAUUUCACCGUAA
This is a messenger RNA of Zingiber officinale, 3216 nucleotides long. Its product is annotated as alpha-mannosidase At3g26720-like. Gene Ontology annotation, biological process: mannose metabolic process. Gene Ontology annotation, molecular function: alpha-mannosidase activity; carbohydrate binding. NCBI's taxonomy places the organism in Eukaryota, Viridiplantae, Streptophyta, Magnoliopsida, Zingiberales, Zingiberaceae. The coding region runs from base 60 to 3131 and encodes 1023 amino acids. The transcript has 29 exons. The record is from RefSeq and is a predicted model, not a curated record.